AUGUGGCCGUUUACGCCAAACAAUCCGUUCCAGCGUCCGCUGCAUACAUUGAGGGCACAGUAUGACUACAUCGUCAUUGGCGGGGGAACCGGUGGAUGUGUUGUGGCGCGUCGGCUAGCCGAAGACAAAAAGAGCACUGUCCUGCUGAUCGAGAGAGGCGAUGCCGCGGACUCGUGGUUUCACUGGAUCCCUGCCAUCUCUACCCACCAUUUAUCGGAUGGGAAGCACAGCUGGGUCUGCGACAGUGUGCAAGAUGAUCGCUUCGGCCGGAACUUCACCCUUAUUUGCGGGUCAGGUUUAGGUGGUACGAGCCGCAUCAAUAGCUGUCUCUAUACCUGCGGUGUCCCAGCGCAGUACAACACAUGGAGCCAGCAAGGACGGUCCGGAUGGUCGUAUGACGAUUUCAAGCCUUACCUCGACAAGUCCGAGCACUGGCUUGGGCCACCACCGAACGAGUACCACGGGCUGAACGGGCCUUUGCAAGUGAAAUCAUUCGAAGGCCAUUUCUUUGGCUCAUGCGAGAGAGCGGCUGAGGCUAUCCAGCGAUUAGGCUAUCAUGCAAUCACUGAUAUGCGUUCACCGCUAGCGCCGAGUGUUGGCUCUAAUAAGAUGCAGUAUACUAUCGAUUCAGAUGGACGUCGAUCGUCCUCAUUUCGGGCUUAUCUUCCACGUCCCUUCGUAGAGGGGCAUGAGAAUCUGCACAUUUGCGCGAAUACCGUGGCAUGCAAGCUAGAGUUCUCUGAAGAGAACGAUGGGACUGUCCGCGCCGUCGGUGUGGAACUGCAGCCUAUCCACGGAAGGUUGACACGCACCAUCACAGCUCGACAUGAAAUUGUCCUUACUUGUGGUGCGCUCCGCAAUCCCCAGCUUCUAAUGCUCAGCGGUAUUGGUCCUGAGCAACAUCUUCGUGAAAUGGGAAUCCGCAUGAUCAAGCACUCCCCAGGGGUCGGACAGCAUCUUCAAGAUCACCUUCUGAUCAACACUAUCUACAACUGUCGGAUGGCCGAUUCGUUGUACGGAAUCAUCAAGCGUCCGAGUAUUCUCCUUCGUGAAAUUUUCAACUACGUUCGGAAAGGAACGGGAUGGUUGCUAGGUACCCUCGUCGAGGUUGAGACAUUUGGCAUCUCUUCUCUUGUUCAACCGGACGGAAACCUUCGCCCUCUUUCUGAGGAGCGCCUAGAUUCGUACAAUCCACGAAACCUACCCGACUUUGCGAUCAUGUUUACCGCCAUGGCCGAUCCCAGGCUGCCCGGUGUAAACAAGUCAAAGGGAACAGCUAGCAUCAACGUCGGUCUUAUGACCGCAAGGUCCAGCGGCCAGGUGUCGCUGCGCUCUUUGGAUCCACGUGCCGACCCGCUGUGCGAAAUGCGAUACUUAUCAGCUCCAGAAGAUGUCGCAGUGCUUCGUGCAGGUCUCCGCACAGCGGCGGCGAUUGCUCGUGAGAUGCGCACCGCUGGUUAUCCUUUAGAAGCGUGUAUAGUUCCUGACACCACCAGCGAUACCGCAUUGGAUAGUUUCAUCUGGGAACGUGUAGGCACAAUGUACCAUUACUCCAGCACAUGCCGCAUGGCCCCGCAGGAAGACGAGCAUCCCGGCGUCGUCGACGACAGCUUGCGUGUGCACGGCAUCCCGAACCUGCGUAUCGCUGAUGCCAGCAUCUUCCCGGACGUUCCCGCAGCUCACCCGCAAGCGCUUGUCUAUGCUGUGGCUGAGAAAUGUGCGGACAUGAUUCGUCGGGAAGCAGGCUCUUUAUAGAGCUGUCACGUAGUCUUUUUUCUUGGUAUAAUUCUGAGGUUUUCGGCGUGCUAUUCGAACCCUAUCUGGUCCAUGCGCCCCGUGCACUCUAUAACGACUGUCGCGUGUGUAAUUCUCGUCGAAUUCCGUUACAAACUACUUCCUACAUGAAUGAGUUCCAUCACAACGCGAACACGGCAUGAAGGGAC
This is a messenger RNA of Laetiporus sulphureus 93-53, 1943 nucleotides long. Its product is annotated as GMC oxidoreductase. NCBI's taxonomy places the organism in Eukaryota, Fungi, Basidiomycota, Agaricomycetes, Polyporales, Laetiporaceae. Gene Ontology annotation, molecular function: flavin adenine dinucleotide binding; oxidoreductase activity, acting on CH-OH group of donors. The transcript has 9 exons. Bases 1 to 1755 code for a protein of 584 amino acids. The record is from RefSeq and is a predicted model, not a curated record.